GCCAUCGCCUCACUUCCCACUUCAGGCACCACGAACCGCAGAGAAGCGAAACGUCGUACAGGGCAGCCCUUGCGCGCAUGCGCGGUAACGUGAGGCGCGGCGGCCUCUCCUGUUCCUGCCUCCGAGCGCCAAGCUUCUUUCUCUCCGUGGCUUCGGGAACGUCGCCGCCGCCGCCAUGCCGAAGCUGAGCAAAGAGGCGAAGCAGCGGCUACAGCACCUUUUCAAAGGGGGUCAAUUCGCCAUCCGCUGGGGCUUCAUCCCCGUCGUGCUCUAUCUAGGUUUCAAGAGAGGUGCAGAUCCUGGAAUGCCUGAGCCAACCCUUCUGAGUCUUCUUUGGGGCUGAACGAUUUAAUGAAAACAUUUUGGAAGCCACAGUUGAAAAAGUGUAGAUUCCAGAAGCUGGGAAGGACAAUUUUGGUGACUGAGCUACUGACCAGCUGUUUCCUGAUGACAUAGGAUAUGCUUACAACAUGAUGGAAUUUCUUUCAGUUUAAUUUAUUUGUCAUAUUUCAUUCACUUUUGUCUGAAUAAAUGUUUUUUCUGAAAUCAUUUAA
Molecule: messenger RNA, 554 nt
Organism: Pogona vitticeps (central bearded dragon)
Lineage: Eukaryota; Metazoa; Chordata; Lepidosauria; Squamata; Agamidae
Gene: TOMM7
Product: translocase of outer mitochondrial membrane 7
Biological process (GO): protein import into mitochondrial matrix
Cellular component (GO): mitochondrial outer membrane translocase complex
Source: RefSeq, a predicted model, not a curated record